AUGGCUUCCUAUGAUACCGACGUUACCCAGUAUUAUAACAUCCCUUCACUUUACCCUGAAGAGUGGCCAGCAGAACUGAAUGAAAGUGAUGAUUCUGAUGGCGAAGACCCCUUGUCGUCUGGUCCCUCCACCUCAGCCUCCCAACGACGAAAAUCGAGAUAUGCUGCCCUCCAAAGGGGUGGGAGCGACCGCAGGAGCAUAGUGCCGGGAUCUCAACGGACUGGAGAUGGAAGGGAUAACUUGGUUCAAAAAGACGAGCCAGAUCCUUUGGGAUCUUCUGAUAGCGUGGUUAGGAUGUUGAAACAACGUGGUAUCGCUGAUGAUGAUGCCCGCGUUCGAAACCGUUACCUGCUCUCCUCAACAACCUUCUCACCUGCGCUCUUCCUCUCUCAAACCCACUCCUCAGAUUCUAUCCAGUCCCUUCUCGAAGGCCUGGAGUUUUUAUCUAGAUCUAUUGAUCAGAAAUCUGCGUCUUUGAAGGUUUUGGUUGAGUCAAAUUUUGAACGCUUUGUCCGAGCGAAGGCGACGAUCGACAAUGUUUAUACGGAAAUGCGAAACCAAGGCGCGCAGCCUGAUGCCCAUCCUCAAGGGUGGCUUUCUCAAAGAACCAGUGUAUCCGGUUCUCACAUGAAAGGAUCUAGUAUAGGAGUUACUGAACGCUCAAUUCCACAGAAAAACUCCCUUACAAAGGAAAGUGAAUAUGGUGUCAAGGGCAUACGCGUACCUUUAGCGGAGGCUUUAGGGAAAGUAGAAGAGGUGUGGGGCGCAGCGCUUGGGGGUCGACAGCGAGAAGAGGGUUUGAAAGCCAUUAUUGAGGCUAUGUCAACACACCGUGAGAUAUAUGAAAUUGGAUCUAAUCUCGUGCAAUCGAUCAAACAGCGAGAUUACGAGGCAGUCGUCGAUCAAUAUACACGCGCUAGAAGACACGCAAUAGACGCACGACUCAUUGCUGACCGUGCUACAGCUUCGAAGCGCCCUUUAUCAGACGAACAAGUUCACUUAAUCCUUGUUACAGGUAGAAUGUGGAUGGAUGUUGAAAAGCAAAUACAAGUGUUUAAGCGGGAUUUGUGGCGACGUUUAAGCACUAUCCAGGCAAAUACCCCCACGAUGAGCGUCGAUGGUGGUCCCAUCGAGGAGCACAUGGAACUGAUUACAACAUUACUUGAACUUGGUGUUGAUGAUAACCCAGUCUGGGUCUGGCUCCUCGGACGGUAUGAUUUUUUGAAAACUAAAAUUAUGGCCUUCUGUGACCGCUCGAAAGUCGAAAUUGAAAUUCUCCGACGACGUCUAGCCAAUGGGGAUAAACCCACUCCUCAAGCUGUCGCGCCGUACAUUCAGCGGACUAACCGUGAUGGUGUCGCAAAUUCCAAAGAUCCACUCGAUACUGAGCUUGUUGUCGAACUAUGGGAGUGCGUACAUGCAUAUCUGAAAAAACUAUUAUCACCUGAAGGUGGCCUCCUUGGAGACGUCAUCGAGUUUUGGGACACCACACAAUCUUUCAUCGACGGCAGUAAGCAGAAGCUCCUCCCAGCAGGGUUCGAGGGUGAAAGCCGAAAGCACCACCGACUCUCUUCUGGAGGAGUGAGUGAUUUGAAAGAUGGAGUAAUUGAACUUGUAAAUCUCAUCCGCGAAAGCGCAGUAUCGAUAUUUGCCGAUCCUCCUAUAGAGGAUGUGUCGCUUCUACUUUCGCCACUCCCGACGAAUCCCAACUCGCCACUAACAGGCUCUACUCCAACAAACUCACGUUUCAGGAUAGACCCUAAGGAUGUGCCCCUACCGUCACCCAGGCGAGGAGAAGCAUGGGAGGACUUCGCCUUCUGGCCUCCCGAGAUAGCUGCAAUGAGCCCGAUAUCAAGUGGUGGCAGUACCUAUGAUAAGCUGAAGCUUCUUGUCAGUGGUACACGAGAGCGAUCAGUUCGUGCUGUAUGCGCAGCUUGCAAUAAAGACGCUGAGGGUGUGAAAUAUCUAGAGGACUGGACUAGGGACUCCGAGCGUAAGGACAUGACUAAAAUGCCCGGGCUAUUCGUGGCAUUCGAAAGUUGCAGUGCUCUCUGGAUUGCAUAUAAUAAUUGUAUAUAUCUGAGGCCAUGA
Molecule: messenger RNA, 2091 nt
Organism: Histoplasma mississippiense
Lineage: Eukaryota; Fungi; Ascomycota; Eurotiomycetes; Onygenales; Ajellomycetaceae
Exons: 2
Coding region: 1-2091 (696 amino acids)
Biological process (GO): exocytosis; Golgi to plasma membrane transport
Cellular component (GO): exocyst
Source: RefSeq, a predicted model, not a curated record